CCAAGCGUCAUGCGCAAUGAAGGUGCGCGUUUUGUUUGUAAUGGCAGCCAGCAUUAUCUCAUUACGAUGGAUACGAAUUUUUUAUAUUGCUAGUGUUGCAAAUUUCAUUGCAUCCCUUUGAACAUGAUAUUGUGAACGGUAAGACUUUUUGAAGUCUUCUCUUGUCAGUGACAAAUGGCGGGGAAAAGAUCUAAAGGUGGCUAUGAUGGUAAAAUAGCAGGAUUAUACGAUUUGGAGGAGACGAUAGGACAGGGUCAUUUUGCAGUGGUGAAAUUGGCAAGACAUGUCUUCACCGGAGAGAAAGUAGCUGUGAAAGUUAUAGAUAAGCAAAAACUAGAUGAUAUCUCUAGAUCCCACUUGUUUCAAGAAGUGAGAUGCAUGAAACUAGUUCAGCAUCCAAAUGUAGUACGUCUGUAUGAGGUCAUUGACACACAGACCAAAUUGUACCUCAUCUUGGAGCUUGGUGACGGUGAUAUGUAUGACUACAUCAUGAAACACGACGAUGGUCUGGAUGAGGCUGUUGCUAAGAAGUAUUUUCAACAGAUUGUCGAGGCAAUAACUUAUUGUCACAGACUUCAUGUUGUUCACAGAGACCUUAAACCAGAAAACGUUGUGUUUUUCAAUAAGCUUGGCAUUGUCAAGUUGACAGAUUUUGGAUUUAGCAAUGUUUUUGCACCUGGGAAAAAACUGGAGACAUCUUGUGGAUCCCUUGCAUACUCAGCUCCAGAAAUUCUCCUUGGUGAUUCUUAUGACCCACCGGCAGUUGAUGUGUGGAGCCUGGGUGUUAUCCUCUUUAUGUUGGUUGCUGGUCGUGCUCCUUUCCAGGAAGCUAAUGAUAGUGAAACGUUGACCAUGAUUAUGGACUGUAAAUAUCAGAUACCUCCGCAAGUAUCGGCUCAAUGUCGCAGUUUGAUCACAAGAAUGCUAGUAAGGGAGCCGUCUCAGCGGAUUAACCUUCAGGACAUUGAACAAGACCCCUGGCUCGGGGAUGUUGACAGUCCGGACAGUGGACUCAGGAUCAGUUUGCCUCUGCUUUCAAGAGAGCAUGUGUCUGAGGAGGAUCACAACUAUGUAGUACAGAAGAUGGUUGAGGGAAAGAUUUGUUCCAGAGACGAGAUAUUUCAAUCUCUUGAACGUGAUGCAUACGACCACAUUGCUGCCACAUAUUACUUGCUGGUGGAGCGGAGGCUGCGCAAAUUGCAACAACAGGAGGUAGCUGCUAGCUCAGCCAACAACCUGCGUAAACAGUCAGCACCUUCCACUAACAUCGCUGCUGGGAAGCCCCACUUGGAGCCACUUAUGCUGUCACCACGCAAGCAAAAGGAAAUGAAGAAGACCAAAACUGCCCCAGUGCAUAAAUGUGGUGGUAUCCCCCCUACCCUGGUGAUUACUCCGCCUAUAGUGGAGGAGCCUGGCGCUCGGGGCGUGGGCUCGGCUGCUGUCAGUCCUGGGGGGCCUGACUUUGUCAAAAGCCUCACCACCAGCAUGACCCUUGACAGACGCACCAACCACCGGAAGAAGCUGGAAGGUCCCUCUCAGCACCGCAUGACCAUGUCGGCCAACCUGGGGCUGCCCAGCCCAGCCUCUGCCCCGGCCUCUGCUCCGAGUGGCCCUCUCAUACCCAAGAUGGACGAAAAGGGCAAACCUCAGCAGCGUGUUCGGUCGGCACCCCUCACCACGCACGAAGGGGUCAAGGCUGUGGUGGCCAAAAAGAAGUCAUCGGCACCGUCUUUCUCCAAAAUAGCCAUAUUGAGCUCGUUCUUUGAGCGCAAAGCAGCACAGGAAUCCGGCGCGUUGCCACCCCCACAGCCCCACCAGAGACUCUUCCCUUGGAUGGGGGGACGCGACAGAAAAUCCAAGCAACGAGUUGCCCUCAGUCCUAACUCACCAACCUCGCUAGGCUUUUCGGAUGUUGGUCAUUUUCACCGAGUUCAGUCGGCCGGACCAGACCACUGUGACCCUUCCAACCUGGUGCAGUCGUUGGUGUCGCCCCCGGGUACCCACCCAUCGCCAGCGUCAGCCUCACCAGGCAUGAGCCAGCUGUCACCUGAGGCCAUGUUUGCUGCCAUACGCAAAUGCAGUCUCAUACGUGAGGAGUCUCAGGACGACGAUGAUGAUGAUGACCUUGAUGACUUUGACAUGGACUCUUGUGAGUUGAAGCCAUCAAAAAGUCUGGAGUUCCUGGAUGAGCGCUCGAGUGACUUUUCCCCAGCGUCCGGUCCUGAAGUGGGACUGAUGCCGAAGUUGUCUCAGCCUCCUAGUGCAGGACACGAUCCUGUGAAUCCGAGGCGACCUCUGAAGUCUGUUUGCAGCUCUCCACAGUUGCUCAAUCAGAUCCAUGAGGAGAAUGAAUCGGAGGAUGAGGAUGAUUUUGUCCCCCUGAAGCUAUCUGCUCCUCGUGGCCGGUACUCCCACAGUGGGAUGGCUUCCCCUGAAAUCCUGCGUAAGUAUGAACAACGUCGCCGCCGCCGGGGAGCUGGCCAGAGGGGUGCAAGCUGCAGUAGUUCAGACGCAAGCGACACUGACGACACAGAGGGCCGCUCUCGGAAAGACAGUAAACUCAAACACAAGUUUGUUCACCGGCGGGAUAGCAGUGACCACUCCAGUGACACAGAUGGUCCCAGUGGAGGGAACAACCUUGGAGGUGGUGGCAGAAUCGGCAAUGGUGGGAGCGGUGCCAAGACAUCCAGUGGUGGUCGCAGUAGUCGUCGUGAUGGUGGUGGUGGUGGUGGUGACGGGAGAGGUGGUGGUGGAAAUGGUGGUGGUAGUGGUGGGAAAGGACAUCAACAUAAUUCGCGACAUCAUACUCUGUGUGCUAGUGAUAGCCGGUCUAGUGGAGAGGACCCUAAUGAGUGGCCAGUAGCCAGUAAUGGACAUGUGACUUUAGAGUUUGGUGAUGAGAACAUUGACUGCAGUAAUAACCAAAAUAGCAACUUGAAAACUAACAAUUUUAGUAAGAUAAGUCUGAAUAACAAACGCAAUCACCUGACUCGGCAAAACCCUGUGAUUGGCCACGAAGGGUUAGCCAUACUGAACACAGACCUUCAUCUUUUGGCCCUCUCUCAAAAACUAUCGUCUAUCAGCUCGACGUCUCCUCUCAGCGGAGGCAUCAGCUUACACAGUAACACUGCCAUGAACAACUCCAACACACUGAACAACAAUAACAAUAAGAUCACCGGCUGUUUGACCUCUGUCCUAGUGGCCCCGGCACCCUCACACGAACGGCCGGACCAGUAUCUAGGUCAACAUUACCCCUCCCCUCUCCCAGCCAGCUCUGAUUGCGAUGAGUUCUCACAGAUUUCAGAGUACUGUGAGCGCCUCAUGGAAAGCCAGACCAGCGCAGCGUCUUUAUGCACAGGGGACUGUGGCCCUGCUACUGGAUCUCGGCUCAACCCAGCCCAGGGAGCUCCUACCUGCUGCAAGGUGGGCUCUGCUGGCCCGGGUCUACAAGUGGAGUCCAAGUGUUGCUCGGUUGUCUGAGAUAUAUGUGUUGAAGAUCCUCAGUGAGAUGCAAGUUUGGGGAAGGAAAGUAUGACAGUGGAGCUCUAAUAUAGGGCUGAGGCCAGCGCUUUCAAGAAUUUUCAGAAACACAGAUACUGUGAUAAGCAAAUGAAGAUGUCGGGGGUGGGGGAAAACUGGUGAUGUCACAUUUUCCUACUGAAUGAAAAUUUAGAUCUAGAGACUUCCUGUUUCUCUCACAUGUAGAAUUCUUAAUAGUUUUUAUGUUCUUCGGAUGGAAUAUUCAUUUUGUAGUUAUUUUAGACAGGUUUCAUCCUCAUAUUAUUAUGCUGUACAGUGGGGAUUUGAAAAUAAUAAAGACUAUAAUAGUUUGGACAUCACCAUUAACUUCAGUGGUAAAGAUCUGUCCAUAUAAAAAAAAACCCCAAAGGAUGGAAAGAUCAAAGUUUUUUACCCUUGCCUUUUUCAAACAAUUGGGGAAUGGUAGAGGCUAAUAGAACAGCUUGUUUGGGUGGGUUAAAUUUAAUUGCAAUGUUUUCAAUGUAGUUGCAAAUAAAAAGGAAAAGGAAAGUCCAGUCUUUAUGCAGCCUUUUGAGAAUACUGUAAGCUCUGCUAAAGAAUUUACACUUGAAAUAAGAUAUUCGAUAAAGCAAGAUCCUGGGGUAGUUUUAUUUGAUUGUGGUCAGAAGUUUUUUGAGUGAUUUAGUAUGUGUUUGUGAACUCAUGGCUUUUUAUGUUGGUGUGUGUUAAGAAUGAUAUACCCAGUGGAACAGUAAUCACCCUGGCUCAGCAGGUUCUGAUGCCCAGCUGCAUUGUGUUCUGUUGUUUGUUAGUGUAGUGGGGACAAAGGUUAUGAUCAAGCAGUUACUUGGUUUCAGCUUGCCUGUGGAGUGAAAUAUGAUUUGUUCUUCUCUUAUAAUACGUCACUGGGGACUGAGGGAACCAUCCUUGGCAUGGGUGAAUGUCGUGUGCUUGGAGAUGGUCUUUUUCUGCACAGGAACACUCUCUUCUGUUGUGAAAUUGCUACUCCCUGGAAAAGAUCUAUUGUGCUCUGUUUUUAUAGUGCUGUUGAAAUGCUACUCCUUAUAAUGCAUUUCCAGGCACCCUUCAAACCUGUUAUGACUUGACACCGUGUUUACUAUGAUGAAAUGAAAUGAUUAUCAUGUUUGUCUUGAAAGAAUAUUUCUAAAACACAAUAUCAUUUGUGCGGUUUCAGACUAGGCUUCCCAGUCUUAAAACCAGAAAGGAGUCCCAAUGUCCGAAUCAUUUAUGUUGUGUCAGUUAGAUGUUCAUAGACAAGACUGCCAGCUGGUGGUUUCAAUCAAAUGACGUGGUUGUGUAUGUGUAAUGGGAAAAAGUUGGAGCAAACAAGUUGUCUUUAAGCAUUACUUCGUUCUCUUUACCUCACUGUUUCAGGUUUUUUUUUGGAGCUGUAUUAGAGUUAUUAGGCAGUCUUAUUUGUGAAACUUUUUUUUGGUCAUGUUGACGAAUAGAGGUUGUUUUUUGUGAUGAGACAUGUUUUUGCUUUAUGCUGCCACUGGGCUAUCGCAGUUGAUUUCAGCUAACACAUUUGGCAGCGUUAUUACAGUGAGUAACAGACAAAUAAGUGCAGUUUUUAAGUUUCCUUUGUGGCUUACAACUGCCGAGUUGGAAAACGAUGAUAGUCUUUAGUGAUAUAUUCUGCCAUAAUUAAAGGAUUAAUUUAUUUUAGUCCGAAAUUAGGUCAAUUGCUGUACUCGCUGCUGUUUAUGUUGGUGCACAGAACUAUUAUGUAUAGUCUUUACUCUAUGCGGAGCAUUACUGACUUGUUAAAUGGAAGAGUCUGGAGAAAGAAAAGUAAAAAAUUUUUGUGUACUCACUAGUGAUUUGCCUUUGUGGGCAUGCCCGGUGUGUGCUUUGUUUUGGCUACUCCUUUCUCAUAUAUAUUUAGUGUUGCUUCUAUUAUUUCGCGGUGAGUUAUGACGGUCAGUGUCUUGAGUGGUAAGGAAGAACUAUUGAACAAUAGCUUGGCUGUAUUAGUUUUUGAGGAUGCCUUUUUUGCAGCUGUGGAGUCAGAAUCUCCAACGGGAGUACAAAGAAGUUUUGUAUACCUCUCAAGGCGUUUUUGUUCUGUGUCUGUUCGUAUGCAUUUCUCAACCUCAAAUUCCAUUUCAUGACUACUGUCGAGGUCAAAUGCAUUCUUUUUAAAAAUCAUUUUCACAAGUUACUUUCUACAGCCUUUUUCUUAGUAUUUAAAAAGAA
Messenger RNA from Aplysia californica (California sea hare), 5700 nucleotides. RefSeq names its product SNF-related serine/threonine-protein kinase. NCBI's taxonomy places the organism in Eukaryota, Metazoa, Mollusca, Gastropoda, Aplysiida, Aplysiidae. The transcript is spliced from 7 exons. Gene Ontology annotation, cellular component: cytoplasm. The record is from RefSeq and is a predicted model, not a curated record. Gene Ontology annotation, molecular function: tau-protein kinase activity; protein serine/threonine kinase activity; ATP binding. Bases 175 to 3480 code for a protein of 1101 amino acids. Gene Ontology annotation, biological process: intracellular signal transduction; microtubule cytoskeleton organization; protein phosphorylation.